Molecule: messenger RNA, 2092 nt
Organism: Cornus florida
Lineage: Eukaryota; Viridiplantae; Streptophyta; Magnoliopsida; Cornales; Cornaceae
Product: KH domain-containing protein HEN4-like
Exons: 7
Coding region: 92-2065 (657 amino acids)
Biological process (GO): regulation of gene expression
Cellular component (GO): nucleus; cytoplasm
Molecular function (GO): mRNA binding
Source: RefSeq, a predicted model, not a curated record
UCUGCUUCUUUCCUGUUUGGGUUGAGCUGUUUCUUGCUCAACACAUCAAUCGUACUGUGGGAGAAAAAAGUUGCAGAGACAAAAGCAAUCAAUGAAUAAUCCUCAUUUUCACAUCUCGAUUACCAUCGAUUCGGGUAGAGAGAGAGUUUUGGAGAGAGAAAGGGAUUAUAGAAGCUCCAUGUCUCUCUCUUCACCGACAAAAAUGCAAGACCCAACCGACCAGAGCAGCUGUGUCCGCCGGCCCCACCGCGACGCGAGCCAUCAAGCUGGCGCUAAACCCCUUCGGCCACCCAUCAAACUCUACUCAGGCCAAGUCCGCCUCCGCCUGCUCUGCCACGUCAAGACCAUCGGCGGCGUGAUUGGGAGCUCCGGGAAAAUCAUCAAACAGUUGGAAUACGACACCGGCGCGAAAAUUAAAGUGGAACGUACGAUAUCCAGUUGCCAGGAGCGUGUAAUCAACAUCAUCGGCUAUCCGGCAAUUUACAAGAAGAUCACACUGGGCGAGGAGGAGUGCGAAGUAUCGCAGGCUCAGGAGGCUCUGGUUAGGGUUUUGGAGAGGGGUUUGGAGGUGGAAGGGGCUAAAGAAAGUGUCAUUGUUUGCAGAUUGGUUGCGGUGGUGGGUCAGAUUGGUGCGGUUAUAGGGAGAAGAGGGAGCAUUGUGGAAGAGAUUCGGAGAAAUACUGGCGCCAAAAUAUGGGUUAUUCCGGCGGAGCAGUUACCGGCUUGUGUUUCUCGGGCAGAUGGGUUGAUUCAGAUAAAGGGUGAUAUUUUGGCUGUCAAGAAGGCACUUGUUGCUGUUUCCGGCUGUCUUCAAGAUUUCCAGCCACUAACUGACACAUCUUCAUUUGGAGACUUUCCUGAUCGACAGACAGAGUUUCCUCCCCACCGUAGUCCUUCUCUGCCUCAAAUUCCCGGCAAUUUUACUGACCAUUCUUCAACUGACCAUUCAUUAUCAGCAGACACUAGCAGAAUCCCUAGCCCAAAUGAAGAAAGUACUCAACAAAAUGUUGUGUUUAGACUGCUCUGUUCUACUACUGCAGCUGGGGGUGUGAUUGGCCAGCGUGGUACCAUAAUCAGAGCUUUACAGAACGAAACUGGUGCUUCUAUAAAAUUUGCACCUCCUGUAGCCGGGUGCGAGGAACGCGUUGUCACUAUUUCCGGGUUGGAGAAACCAGAACCAUUUUAUUUCCCUGCACAAAUUGCUACUAUUCGUGUUUUCGCUAGAAUUAUGGAGGUUAGCAGUGAACUGGGUCUUGUAUCAGGCUUGAGUGAAGGGGAACAUGUAAGUGCGAGGCUUCUAAUUGCUUCAAACCAAGUCCGUUGUCUGAUUGAUGAAGGGAGAGUUGCUUCAGAUAUAAGUACCGUAUCUGGUGUUCAAAUACAAAUAGUGGAAGGGGACCUGGUUCCAAAUUGUGCUGCAGAAUAUGACCAAGUGGUACAGAUUACUGGUGAGUUUGGGAAUGUAAGAAGUGCUAUCUUUCAAGUUACUGCUAGAUUGAGGAAUAAUCUUUUUUCCAGUAAGGUGUUUGAUGGAGCUGGAGCCAGGGAUGAUUCUAACUCUGCAAUCUCUGAUUUGAGUCCCAAUGGAAAAGGGGAGGAGAAUACCUCUUCUGGAUUGGACCACCCAUCUGGACUUGCUCCUUUUGAUGACAAGAGGGCUUUGACACAGCGAAUGGGCCACCCUGGAGUUCUGCACAAUUUAACUUGUCCUCCUUCAACAAAGUUUUUGUCGACGCAGAUUAAGAGCAGUGGGAAUAAAACAGCCUAUGCAGAUAGUGAAAGAGGCCCCACAACUUCCAGGGGCAGGAUUGAGCACAGAAGUGUCAGACUUGCUGUUGUGACAAAUAGAGUUGUGGAAGUUGUGUUUCCUGAACAUGUUUUCAACUCCGUUUGUGGCGAGGAUGGUAGCAAUCUGGCUAAAGUAAAACAGAUUUCAGGAGCAACAGUCGUAGUGCAAGAUCUGUGUCCUGGUGCUAGUGAGGGGAAAGUCAUCAUAUCUGGGACGGCCGAGCAAACCAUGGUAGCACAAAGCCUGCUUCAAGCCUUCAUUUUAACUGUACAGUAACCCUAGAUCUCCUGUGUCACCGUUUAU